Messenger RNA from Lottia gigantea (owl limpet), 1608 nucleotides. RefSeq lists its product as hypothetical. The transcript has 16 exons. Gene Ontology annotation, cellular component: endoplasmic reticulum membrane. The annotation marks the transcript as partial. Gene Ontology annotation, biological process: ERAD pathway. The record is from RefSeq and is a predicted model, not a curated record. Lineage: Eukaryota; Metazoa; Mollusca; Gastropoda; Lottiidae. Gene Ontology annotation, molecular function: protein binding.
GCUUUUGCUCAUCUUUUUGGAGAUUUCUUACCAUACAAUGUUACCAAAGCUAUUGAAUUAUUUGAAGAUUUGUCAAAAAGAGGUUCACCUAAAGGACAGCUGGGUUUAGCUUUUGUUUACAGUAGUGGUUUAACCUAUAACUCCAGUCAGGCCAGGGCUUUAAUAUUUUAUACAUUUGCUUCACUAGGAGGUGAACCAUUAGCUCAAAUGGCAUUGGGUUAUAGAUAUUUUGCUGGUAUUGGUGUAGAAUUAAAGUGUGAAACAGCUUUACCUUACUAUAAAAAGGUUGCUAGUACAGUUGCUGCAUCAGUCAAAGAAGCAGGUGGUCCUAUUGUUCAGAGAAUAAGGUUACAAGAUGAACAAGAGAAUACAGGCCAGAAUUCACCAUUAUUGGAUGAUGAUUUAUUACAAUAUUAUCAUUUUUUAGCUGAUAAAGGUGAUGUUCAGGCGCAGGUUGUAUUAGGUCAGUUAUAUUAUCAAUGUUAUAUUCAAGCUCUACAUUAUUUUCUAAUGGCAGCAGAAUCUGGUAAUGCUAAUGCUAUGGCAUAUCUAGGAAAGAUGUAUGUUGAAGAUAGUCCAGCUGUAGUACAGAAUAAUAAAACAGCUUUACAUUAUUUUAAAUUAGCAGCUGAUAAAGGUAACCCUGUUGGUCAAAGUGGAUUAGGUAUGAUGCAUUUACAUGGUCGAGGUGUUGACAAGGAUCAAACAAAGGCUUUUAGAUUCUUCUCAUUAGCAGCAGAUCAAGGAUGGGUAGAUGGUCAAUUACAACUGGGUAUCAUGUACUUCAGUGGCCAAGGUGUAAGGAGAGAUUAUAAACUAGCUGUCAAAUAUUUUACAUUAGCAUCUCAAGGCGGCCAUGUUUUAGCUUAUUAUAAUUUAGCUCAGAUGCAUGCAACUGGUACUGGUGUAUUGAGAAACUGUCACACUGCUGUAGAGUUAUAUAAGAAUGUAGCUGAAAGAGGAAAGUGGUCCGAAAUGUUAAUGGAUGCUCAUAAGCUAUAUAAAGAGGGCCAUGUAGACAAUGCAUUAAAUAAAUACUUAUUUUUAGCUGAGUUAGGAUAUGAAGUUGCUCAGUCAAAUGUAGCUUAUCUUCUAGACCAAGGUGAAUCAGCAAUGUUUCCAGUGACAGAAGGCUAUCAGAGAGCUUUGUUACAAUUUACUAGAGCAGCUACACAAGGUUCCACUAUAGCCAGAGUUAAAAUGGGAGACUAUCAUUAUUAUGGAUAUGGUACUGAGAUAGACUAUGAAAGUGCUGCUAUACAUUAUCGUUUAGCAACAGAACAACAGCAUAAUGCUCAAGCUAUGUUUAAUUUAGGCUAUAUGCAUGAAUAUGGUCUAGGUUUAAAACAGGACAUUCAUCUGGCCAAAAGAUUUUAUGAUAUGGCAGCAGAAACGAGCAAUGAUGCUCAAGUACCAGUUACUAUAGUUUUAUUAAAACUAGGAUUAUUUUAUGGGUUUGAAGUGUUUAAUAAAGAGUAUGAAAGUGUUAAUGAAGUGAUAGGAAAACUAGAUCCAAGACUAUAUUUUGGUCCUGAUUGGGAACUAUAUUUAUUGGCGUUAUUAGCCUCAUUAUUAGUGAUGGUGAUAAUGUUACGUCGUGCAGCGUAG